AUGGAGAAAACUGGACGGGUCUUGAUUACUGCAGAUUUGGGCAGCGAGUACGGCUUCCGAGACACGGACGGUCGCGACCCUCCAAAUCUUCGUAGCCUCACAUUCCUACUCACUCACGCAGGCUACAAACAAGCUGCACAGUGGGUGCCCUCAUGGGUAAAAGUGCCCGGAUGGUUGCUGUGGGGUUCGGCGAGCAGACUAUAA
Molecule: messenger RNA, 204 nt
Organism: Cylicostephanus goldi
Lineage: Eukaryota; Metazoa; Nematoda; Chromadorea; Rhabditida; Strongylidae
Source: the annotation of a GenBank genome assembly